AUGCUGAGACUAGCGCUGCGGCCCGCGCCCCGGCUGCUGCCGCCCGCGCCCCGGCUGCUGCUGCCGCCGCCCGCGCCGCCGCGGCUGCCGCCCGCGCCCCGCCUGCUGCUCGCGCGGCCGCUCUCCAGCAGCGCGGCCGGGCUGGACCGGCCGAUGCAGCCCGCCGCCGCCGCCGCCGCCAAGCGCAGCAAGCGCAGCGUGGCCGGCGUGCUCUCCAUCCGCAACACGUGGAACAACACGCUGGUGACCAUCACCGACACGGAGUACAAGGUCAAGGGCUGGACCUCCUGCGGCACCGCCGGCUUCAAAAAGUCCAAGCGCUCGUCGGUCUUUGCGAUGGAAAAGUGCCUCGGCGACGCCUUCCAGAAGGCACGAUCGCUGGGCAUGCAGAAGGUGAUGAUCAACAUGACCGGCCCCGCCGUCAUCCUGCGCAAGCCGCUGCUCCGCUCCCUGCGCGAGCAGUCCUCCCUCCGCAUCAUGAAGCUCCGGCUCGCCGACUCGGUGCCGCACGGAGGCUGCCGGCCGCGCAAGGCGCGGCGGCGAAGGUACAAGACCAAGGCGAAGCGUUGA
Emiliania huxleyi CCMP1516 is the source of this 570-nucleotide messenger RNA. RefSeq lists its product as hypothetical. NCBI's taxonomy places the organism in Eukaryota, Haptophyta, Isochrysidales, Noelaerhabdaceae. Bases 1 to 570 code for a protein of 189 amino acids. Gene Ontology annotation, molecular function: mRNA 5'-UTR binding; structural constituent of ribosome; small ribosomal subunit rRNA binding. Gene Ontology annotation, cellular component: ribosome; mitochondrial small ribosomal subunit. The transcript has 2 exons. The record is from RefSeq and is a predicted model, not a curated record. Gene Ontology annotation, biological process: maturation of SSU-rRNA from tricistronic rRNA transcript (SSU-rRNA, 5.8S rRNA, LSU-rRNA); ribosomal small subunit assembly; translation.